Carassius carassius (crucian carp) is the source of this 1285-nucleotide messenger RNA. RefSeq lists its product as uncharacterized. Bases 1 to 732 code for a protein of 243 amino acids. The record is from RefSeq and is a predicted model, not a curated record. Lineage: Eukaryota; Metazoa; Chordata; Actinopteri; Cypriniformes; Cyprinidae. Gene Ontology annotation, molecular function: ubiquitin-protein transferase activity. The transcript has 6 exons.
AUGAAACUGUGGACAGCCAGACCACUUGGUGCCCUCAGCAGAGCUUUUGUUCAUGUUCUACUUCAAGGUUCUCAAGAUACUGCCACUUUGCAAUUGGAGGACUGCCCAGAUGUUGACAUACGAGAGACCAUCAACUUGCUCAGUGGACAGUCUCCAUUGAAUGAGGACCAGUCUAGUAAAGUCCUGGAACUUUGUUUGUCUUGGGAUCUUCCUGGUCCAACAGUGGAAAAUAGAAGGUGGCUUUACGAACGUCUGCGGUCACAUGCGGUUCUCGGGAGAAGAGUACGCCAAAUCAAGCAACUCAAACGAGGACUGAAAGACACUUUUGUUUGGCCUCUUCUAACUGAGAGGAAGGAUGUGGUAUUCUUCCCCAAGGAAUCGGAGGACUCAUGCACUCCUGAGAUGCUGCUUUCACAUAUCUCCUGGCCUAGAGAGAGUGAUGAUGAAGAUGAUGAAUACUCAGCUGAUAUAAAGGAACGGAUCACAGGGUAUUUAAAGCAGUUCAUUGAGACAGCAUCCAGCAAGGAUUUAAAAAACCUUAUGAAGUUCUGGGUCGGAUGGGAGCAGAUGGAGGCAAAUAUGGCUGUGGAAAUUGUGAAAAGUGAUCUCCCAAAAUCCUCUACCUGCUUCUGUGUUCUCCGGCUACCAGGGCACUACAACAGUUUCCAGUCCUUCACCAAGGACUUGAUGAUGUGCAUUGGCACUUGCAAGUAUGGUUUUGGCCAUGUGUAAUUUUUAGACACAUGUACAUGUUACAUUUGUUACACAGUGAUAUACACUUUUAUUAAAUGCUGUUACUGCACUUAGGACCAAUUCUUUGUUCAAAUCCAGCUUACAAGUUUUUUUAUUUUUAUUUUUUUGGAUUGCUUUGUACAUGAUGCUUGUUGAUCAUGUUGUUAUUUUUUGAUACUAUGCUAUAAGAUAUAGUACAUUAAGUAAUGGGUUAAUGUUAUGUACAUGCAGUCACUUACACUAUAAACUUGUAUCGUUCCACAAUGGCUUUUUUCAUGCAUGGGCUCAUGCAGUGAUAUAGAAAUGUUGAAUGUUAGUUGUUCCAUAGCUUGUCAGAAUUUGCUAAAUAUCGUCAAGUACUUUAUUCUUUUAAAGUAUUAGAAUUUAUGCAAAAUGUAUAUUUAAACAUGUUCAAUGGAAGUACAAAUAUUAAAAAUAAGUCUAUUCUUGAAUAAAUCCAUAAUACACUGUGCUUAUUACUAACUGAUGGAAGUGUCAAAUCAAACAAGUACAAAUUAAACAAAAACAACAAUUCUUGCAUACAGGUUUUUUU